AUGGGACCAAUUGAUAUGGCGACGAGCGCCAUGAACCUGUCAUUGGUACCUGCCGUGGAAGACAUGAUUGCACGAACAACGGCAUGGCAGUCAAGCGCAGAUGGCCGAACGAAUCUGCUUGAAGCACUGCAGAGCUUGUUCAAAGCCUACGAUGUGCAAGACUCAGGAAACAUUUCCUGUAACGAUUUCGUCAAGUUGGAAAUACGAAACGGCCUGGAUCAGGGAGAUCCCCGCAGGAUCUUGCAAGCCUUUCCCAAGAUGUUGCGGGCUGAUUCUUCGGGAUCUGGAAUGAUGAAUUUUCUGGAAUUCUGCACUGCCCAGAUCACUUCGACUGAGGCAUCCGCAUCGCGGAAACUUCCGGCGAUUUCAGAGUUGCUUCGUGCAGCUAAACGCGAUUUAGCCAGCACGCUCUCCGAAAGGUGGCGAAUGGGCGCACAUUAUUCCGUAGAGAUCCGGCAGGAGCUUCGGGAGGUGUUUUCCAGUUGGAAGGUGGAUGGUGCCUUGUGCCUUUCUCCCUGCGACUGGGUGAUGGCGGCAAAAGUCGUAGAGGCAGAGUGUGACAACAUCUUAAGCGCAAAGUGGACGGGCGAAGCAUCUUUUGCGGAGGCAGAUCGGAAUCGUGAUGGGCUGGUUGACUUGGACGAGUUCAUUUCGUUUAGCUGUGGUGUGUUGGAAGAGUUCUACGAGCAAGACUUGUCCAGCGCACUGCAGAUGUUGAGAAGGGUGAAAUCACACCGUGACAGCCGCCCUCCCACCUUGAAUGUUAAGAUUGCUGUUUACAUGCCACAAGCCUUUGGAGUUUUCCAGCUCCCGGGCCAUGCCCAGCACAUGGAAUCUGCUUAUCGCCAUGCCCUGGAUUUGGAGCUGCCAAGCUCGAUAGCACGGCUUCCUGAUUUUCUGACGGUUCUACGCCUCAAGCUUGGUCUGCUCCAAAUGUGGUUCGCAGUAUUCUGGCAGUCGCCUGGUCGUGGCAUGGAGAAGACGUUGGAUCUUCUUUCGCCAGAGAACGGCACAAAGCUCCUCCAUGACAUGUUUGAAGCUGCUGCAAAAAAGACAGGUUUUGUGGCGCCCACGAUUUAUGUGACCAAUGUAAGGCCAAGAGCAUUUCAACUGCAGGACGUGCUCUGUCACGAGCUGGAAAUGAACAGCCUUCGAAUUCAGACGGGCACACGCUGGUGUGUGGAUUGGGAGCUGCAGCUGUUGGGAUCGGCCCGGAGUCGAUUCGUGAAGUGUCCCAGAGACUUUCGCAUAGCUCUAGGCGACAGCCUGGUCAUCAGCCUGCCUCCAGAAGAUUCAGGGAUUGUGGUCAAGGUCUACAUGGGAGAUGGUGGGGCGCUUUCUAAGCCAAGCCUUGAGCAAGUACAAGUCCAGAAGGGCAAGCGAGGCAAGCAGGUUAUUCAGGCUCUGGCGGGAUCUGCUUCAGAUGGCAAUGGAGGAGCUGGCAACGGUGGUGCUGGCAACGAACUACUCGUGCCAACUGCUCCGAGAGGGCCCAAGCCCGCCAAGAAGCGGCCGCAAAGUGGAGUCUCCCAACGCACCGCACGGCUUCCAGUUGACAGACGGCUUGUUUUCAUCGCGCAGAAGGAGGGUAGUUGCACGCUGUUUGUGGAACUCAGCUGGGAGCACCAGGAAGAGCUCUUGGCUCAGGGCAUCUUCCCGAUUCCUGCUGUGGAGGCUUCCGUGGGGAGGCUUGGGCCAUUGCAGAUCAUGGUCCAGAAGACCGCUCCGCCAGUGCCAGAACUGCAGAAGUCCAAGGGUGUGUUGUGGUGGACUGGAAGCAAGUGGGCUGCAAAGCAGAUGAAGUCGAAGCCGCAGCCGGAGUGUCGGCCGAAGACGCCCGCUGAGAUGCAGAACCAAUCCAGCUGGGCACGGGCUCCAUCGAAGAAACCGUGA
Molecule: messenger RNA, 1893 nt
Organism: Symbiodinium natans
Lineage: Eukaryota; Dinophyceae; Suessiales; Symbiodiniaceae
Source: the annotation of a GenBank genome assembly